AUGAAUAUUGCAACACCCGUUGCUCCUACACCUACAACCGCUCCCACCAGCUCCACUAUCAAUAUGGUCGUUGAGCCUUCCACUAAUGCGAUCAACCCACCUGCCUUCCUUGAAGGCAUGCACCCACCUAAACCAGACGAAAUCCAUCAGUCUCCCCUGAUGCCCACUUGGAUUCAGGAGAUCUAUUCACGUCUUGCCUCUGUCACCACUCACUUGCAGACUCACGACUCACAACUGGAACAGAACCAAGCUUUGAUCAAACAGACUCAAGAAUUGAUCAAAAAGAACCAGGAACUCCAACUGGCUUUGGAUAAAGCCCACCACGAGAUUGCGCAACUCAAGUCGGCUGCCAAUCAAACCUCGACACCUCCAUCUGCUACUACGCCGGUGCUCGAAAGGAGCUCCGAGGGUACCUCAGCCUCUCUAUGGGCAGAUAUGGCUGCCAAACCACCAGCGGAUGAAUCAGCUCCAGCCGUUACUAAACGCAAGGAAUCCAAGCCCAAGGCUUCCACAUCCACCAAACCAGCUCCCAAGGCCAAAGCCAAACGGCCAUUGACUUUAGAGCAGGUUAGCCGGUUCUACUCUCUUCCCUCGACGACCCACGGUUACCAAUUCCUGUACUUCACCUCUCGUGGACGUGAAGCCAUCUCGAAAGUCCGUGCGGGUUUCCAGGUGCUUGGUUUAUCUCAAAGCCGCAUUCUUGAUAUCCAUUACCCUACUAAUAACAUCAUUAGUUUCUUAGUUCACAACGACUAUGCCUCCACUGUCGUGGAAGCAAUGGCUCAACUCCCUGACUCUCAACGGAUUACCGACUUCGACCCUUGUGCACCCACCAUCCUUAGGGAUCCCAAGUACGCCAACCAUGCUGAUCCGCUCUUUUUGAAGUCUGAGGCGGCACGCAUUCACCAAGAACGUUUGCUCCGCAUGAUUAAACGCCUCAACACUCCCAACAUCAAAUUGGCCGUCGCUCGCGACUUCUGCUUCAAACGAAAAUGGAUAUCCGAGACUAUGUAUCAAACAUUUUACCGUGAGAUCUACCCUGCCAAGGCAUCCAAGACUGCCUCAUCUUCUUCAACGGAUGAUGUUAACAUGGAUGAUGCUCCUGCUUCUCAAGAUUCUACUUCCCAACCUGCUGCCUCCUCUUCCUCUAUUAGCCCAGCUGACGGCGUCUCAGCCCCCUUGGUCUAA
Messenger RNA from Mucor velutinosus, 1188 nucleotides. RefSeq lists its product as uncharacterized. Bases 1 to 1188 code for a protein of 395 amino acids. NCBI's taxonomy places the organism in Eukaryota, Fungi, Mucoromycota, Mucoromycetes, Mucorales, Mucoraceae. The record is from RefSeq and is a predicted model, not a curated record. The transcript has a single exon.